Messenger RNA from Drosophila eugracilis, 1138 nucleotides. RefSeq lists its product as uncharacterized. The transcript is spliced from 2 exons. Gene Ontology annotation, molecular function: protein binding. Bases 48 to 1082 code for a protein of 344 amino acids. NCBI's taxonomy places the organism in Eukaryota, Metazoa, Arthropoda, Insecta, Diptera, Drosophilidae. The record is from RefSeq and is a predicted model, not a curated record.
GAAGAUGCGAUCAGUUGUUGUGGAGACGAGCAGCUGACCAGAUCAAUAUGAGGCCAUAUCAAAUAGCUUGUAUCGUGGUGGCAGCUUUGCUGCUUUUAGAGGCGACACCAGCGGAUGCAAAACGCCGCAAGCACAAGGGUUCCGAUCACCAUCACGAUGGUCAUGAUCCCCAAAAGACCAAGACGAAGACCAAGUGGUCUACUUCUACGGAUCUGGGAGGUAGCACGCAAGUUUCCACCGAGGAGCAUGGCUACUAUGUGAAGCGCACCUUUGCAGCGGCCGGUGAAAAUGGAGCGGGACAGAAGCGUUUGAGUCCACCCUAUCUGGCCAUACCCAUCGCCUGGUUUAGCUGUGAGUCUGGACAAAAGGAUUGCCAGACAUCCAAUUCGGCGGCUAUCAACAGUGCUGCCCAGUCCUUGAGCGAAGGAUAUUUGUGCGACGAUGAUUGCACUGAUCUCUACGAUCCCAUCUGUGGCAAGACUUCCUCGGAGGUGGCCGUCUUCUAUAGCAGGUGCAAGCUGGAUGUGGCCAAGUGCCGAUCGCAUGGCAUUUGGUCUGAUUACUCCUAUUCCGAGUGCAAGGAGAAAUAUCCCAAGGAGACUGCCUAUGCCGACAAGAAGUUCCGAUCGUCACCUUACUUCCGGGAUGCGGCUCUGGUCGAGCAACUGAAGCUGGAGGAGGAGAAACGAAAGCACGAGGAGGAAAUACAUAAGCUGGAGAAGGAGCAGAAGAAGAAGGAAAAGGCGGAGAAAAAGCAAAAGGAAAAGGACAGCAGCGAAAGCAGUGAGGAGAAGCAGAACCAAAAGGAGAAGGACGAGGAGGAGCCUCUGACUUUAAAUCUUCAAAAACCAGUAGAGGCACCCCAGGUCCCAGUGCCAGUUGCUGUCCAAGCCGCCAUUCCUAAACCAGUUCCAGUCGUAGAGCCUGCGAAGGCAAGCGAGGACAUCGCUUUGCCACCCAUGCCCUUGAAGGACACCACCAGCCCUAAGCCACUAGAGAUCGCUCCCCUGAAGGAACAGACCCAGCCCAAGAGCAUGGACAGUAGGCUUAAGUAUAAUGUAGCUUACGCUAAAAAUAUCUAAUUUAAUACAAAAUAUUUAUUUAAUUUAUUACAAUAAAAAACAAAGGAUUUACAAAA